Messenger RNA from Pseudophryne corroboree (corroboree frog), 2028 nucleotides. RefSeq lists its product as uncharacterized. Bases 1 to 2028 code for a protein of 675 amino acids. The record is from RefSeq and is a predicted model, not a curated record. NCBI's taxonomy places the organism in Eukaryota, Metazoa, Chordata, Amphibia, Anura, Myobatrachidae. The transcript has 6 exons.
AUGGUACAAGCUAUUGAGGAGGAAAACAGUUUAGAAGAGAUUACCCAACUGGCGGACCACAUUCGGGAAUCGGCAUCGUACUUAUGUCAGGCUUCUAAAGAUAUUAGCAGAAUAGCAUCGCGCACAUCUGCAUCGGCCAUAUCGGCUAGACCGAUUUUAUGGCUCAGAGAAUGGCAGGGAGACUCCGAGACCAAAAAGGCGGUAGAAUCCAUCCCCUUUGGGGGGAUGUCCAGGGACAAGCGUCCCCGUGUCCCCCCUUCCCCCCACUCCUCAGAAGAAACGUGGGACAGCGUCGAGGAGUGUGACCCAAUACAGGAAGUCUAUAUGGCAAGCCAGCAGAGGACUUCAAGAGACCCCAGACAUCAAAGGAAGAAAUCCAAGAAAAGGACAACGCGACAGCCGACAAGUCGUCCAGAACAACCUUCAGAAGAGGAAGCUUCAGCCGAUGAAUCCGGGAAGAAGAAUCCGCGCGGACCCCGGUACAGCGGGGCGGAGAACUGUGCCUUGGUUGAAGGCGUCGACAGGUCAUACGAAGUUCUGUAUGGAUCAAAGGCACAGAAAACGGCCUCAAAACAGAAGAGGAAGAUUUGGGAUGCCAUCACGGAGAAAGUAAAUGCAGUUUCUGGAAACCACCGAGACAACAGAAAUUGCAUGAAGCGAUACAGCGACUGCGGAAGGCAGACGAGGAAGAAGAUGGGGAUGCAGCGACGGCACGAGAUGGGAACCGGAGGAGGACCGGAACUGAACAUCCGAUGGUUACCCUGGGAGGAAAUGAUAAAAAGAAGGAUGAACUCUAUCGUGGUUCAAGGAACUCCAGGGAUUGUGGGCUCUGCACUCCGAGCUGCUAUUCCUGAAGAGGAAGAACCUCUAAGAAGAACCAAGAAGUCAGCAGGACCACAGAUAUCGGGACCACAAAGGGCCCGUGUUGUGUCCUCUAGGCGGCCAAGUCUUCUAUCAACUCGGGAAAAAGAAUCCACCAGGAGUAAACCGCAUGAUACCCAAGAGCUUCCAGCACCAGACACAGAAGAAAGCAUGACCCUGGAUCCUCAAGCCAUUCCCAGACUGUUAGAGUCAUCAUGCGUCACAGACAACACAUUGAAGGGAUUUAAAGCCAGACAUUCUGAAAGAUCUUCAGUCACAAGCAGAAGAUUGUCUGGUAAAGUGUUGGAACCUCAGGAUGAAGGAGAAAAGAUGCCACAAUCACAAUCCAGCACCAGAGCAUUGACUGGGAUUAGACAUUACUUCAGGCCAAAUUUGCGACAGGAAGAAUCAGAUGAAGAGGAUAUGGAUGUUCAGCCAGCUGUUUCUACACCCCUAGCUUCACAAAUUCGAUUGGUGGGAGACUUCCAGCAAUGGCAGGAUCCUUCCAUAGUUCAGAGGUUACAGAACCUGAUAGCAGAGAUUCAUCAGCGCCAAGAUUCUUUUCGGGAUGUUGUAAACACCAGACUGGAGAACAUCGAGAAGACAGUGGAGAGAAUGGCGAACAGUCUGGCUGAAAUUGAAAAGGGAAAGGGGGCCCCAGAAAUUGAAAAGAACAGGCAAGAAGAUCAGAUGACGACCAUGGAAAUCCUCAAUAUUCUUACUACAUCCAUGAGGAAGCUGGAGGAGAACAAGACAUGUCUAUACAACAGUUUAAGGGACAUGUGUGAGAGCCAGAGACAGAUAGCGGCAAGCUCCAUCCUCAUCGCUAAUGUUCUCAAGUUCAUCAGUGAAAAACUCCCAUGGACAGCACAAUAUGGCACUUUACCACCACCACCACCACCACCACCAGCUGAACAGACUCCUUAUGCCUUUGCUCCAGCAGGACCCUGGUAUGGACAGUCACCCUGGUAUGGACCGCAAUACCAAGGGUAUCCCAAGAUGUACCCCAUGUUCCAGCAGCAUCCACCAUCAACAAUGACACCGGCUUCAGUAGCAGCAGCAUCAUCUGCAGCACCAAGGCCUCCCCAAAGACAUAAAGCACCACGAAGGACACCACCACGUCAAGAUCCAGAAGAAGAAGAAGAUGACCAGGGUACCAUAGACUGA